UAACAGAGUUGUCACUUUUUCAAAAAUGGGCACUGAUACUUUGAAUCCUGUUGGAAAUAAUUAUGCAAAACGUAAAUUAGUGGAUCACUGCUGUCCAGAAUUCGCCUUCAAGCCUGUAGCGUUCACUCGAAAAAUCGAUGUUGGGUCUCCUCCUAAGGCUGGGGCUUUCAUGCACAGAUUACUAAAAUGUGAUACUCAAUUUAAAAUCUUUUAUAAUCGAGGUGACUUUCCCAUCGCUUUGGAGCACGAUAGCAAAGGCAACAAAAUUGCUUGGAAAGUGGAAAUUGAAAAGCUGGAUUACCAUCAUUAUUUGCCACUAUUUUUUGAAGGCCUAGCAGAAACUGAACAUCCAUAUGAAUUCUUUGCAAGGCAAGGUGUUCAUGAUUUACUUGAACAUGGAGGAAACAAAAUCCUUCCUGUCAUACCACAACUUAUUAUUCCAAUAAAGUCUGCUCUUAACUUACGUCAACAUAAAGUUUGCUGCACAGUCCUCAAAGCCAUUCAACAUCUAGUCGUUUCUGGCGAAAUGAUUGGAGAAGCCCUUGUGCCAUACUACAGACAACUGUUACCAGUUAUGAAUACGUUUAUAAAUAAAAACAAAAAUUUGGGCGACGGAAUUGAUUACAGUCAACAAAAACGUGAGAAUUUGGGUGAUUUGGUUCACGAAACUUUGGAAAUACUUGAAAUGCAUGGGGGAGAAAAUGCUUUCAUAAAUAUAAAAUAUAUGGUCCCAACUUAUGAAUCCUGCAUGCUGCAGUAAUUUAAAGUAUUAGAAACAUAUUUUGCCAUUUCUGAUCAACAUUAAUCUUUGUAUUAACUGGAGGAACAAAGUUUAUCAAUAUAGAUCGGUUCCCCAGAUUUCUAAUAUUCAGAGCAUUAACAUCAAGACUUUUGGUUUAUAUCAAUAACUGCCGUAUUUUUUAAGUCUUUUAUUAUUUUUACCUGAACAAUCUGUUAACUUACCAGGCGCGUUAUAAAUUUUUAAAUAUUUUUAAUUGGUAAGAACAGUUUGUUUUAUGAUUUAGCUCCAUUUUUGUAGAAAAAUUUACUCAAACAUCGGUUGAUAUAUUUUAUUUGUGUAUAUAUUCUUUUAUUUUAAGUUUUGGCAACAGCAGUAUAAUGAUAACGAUACUGCGGAAUCUAGAUUGUUGUAUUUUCCGAAUGAAACAUUGUCUUGUUUUAUCUAUUCAUCUUUUAUUCAGCCACAGAAUUCUUCCCUAUAAUAGGUUGUAUACUUUUAGUAGUUCUUGAGAAGAAUUUUAAUGGAAAUAUAUGCAUACGAGUGUGGAAAUUAUGAUACUGGUAUUAAGUUUUUAUUCAUGUUCAUGAGAUAUAAAUUGAUUAUUAUUGGUA
Schistosoma spindalis is the source of this 1353-nucleotide messenger RNA. The record is from the annotation of a GenBank genome assembly. NCBI's taxonomy places the organism in Eukaryota, Metazoa, Platyhelminthes, Trematoda, Strigeidida, Schistosomatidae.